AUGAUAUUAGAGUUUUUGAAUAAGAAACAAAAAGACAGCAUAUUAAUACUCCCUCCGUCCCGAAUUCUUGAUUUUCAUGCUCGAGUGAAAACACCUUUCGUGAUCAAUGCAUAUCCUUAUUCUGCAUACAAGGAUGACCCUAACGAAGUGCCACUAGAUUAUGUACUUCUCCAGCCUAAUCAAGGGAUGGUGGAUCCGGUUACCAAUUUGAAACAUGGUAACAUGUAUGCUCAAGUUGAUGCUGUUUAUUCAGCUAUCAAAGCAAUGAGACAUACCACUAUCGAAGUCCGGGUCUGGCAUUCCCGAGGUGUCGAGGAUGAAGCAGGAGCUACACCAGAGAAUACAGGGUUGCACAAUGAUAACCUGUUGAAAAGAAUAGAAGAGAAUUUAGGCAUAAUCUAUAGCUACAAGCAGUUGGGUUCUGCAUUGCGGAUUCCAAAAGAACCUAAUAGAAAGUAA
This is a messenger RNA of Hibiscus syriacus, 459 nucleotides long. RefSeq names its product glucan endo-1,3-beta-glucosidase 14-like. NCBI's taxonomy places the organism in Eukaryota, Viridiplantae, Streptophyta, Magnoliopsida, Malvales, Malvaceae. Gene Ontology annotation, cellular component: plasma membrane. Gene Ontology annotation, molecular function: hydrolase activity, hydrolyzing O-glycosyl compounds. Gene Ontology annotation, biological process: carbohydrate metabolic process. The record is from RefSeq and is a predicted model, not a curated record. The coding region runs from base 1 to 459 and encodes 152 amino acids. The transcript is spliced from 2 exons.